GAGGAGGAGGCUGGGAGGUGUUGCGUGCAUCAUAUGGGUUUUGGUCCUGCUGGGAGAAUUCAUAGCUCUGACCCUUCAAGGGAUCUAAUCCAGAUCCAAGUUGCUUUCCUCUCUGUUUGGACGGUGUGCUUCUAGAUCCCUUUGUUGCUGGACUUUGCUGCCUGGACGAUCACUAUGCUGCGUCUUUCCUCUUUCCUCCUUGCUUUGAGUUUCUGGGGACUCUGCAAAGGAGCUGAGGAGGAGAACUUUGUAAGAAUUUGGCCAGAAAAGCCUGUGGUAGAAUUCGGUGGCUCGGUUGUGCUGAACUGUAGUUCCAACUGUGAAAAAGUUGGUCUUGAGACAUCUUUAAGUAAAGUCCCAAUAGGAACUGGGAACACUGGAAUCCAUUGGAAAGCCUUCAACCUCACUAAUGUUAACCAGUGGGCUGUCACUCCAUUGUGUUUUGCUCGCUGUGCCACAGGAGCUGCAAAACCACGCCGUGCUAACUUCACAGUUUACCGAGCUCCUGAGCAUGUGGUUCUGGAUCCAAUGCCAAAGAUGGAGGUUGGCAAGGAGUACAACUUGGUAUGCCGGGUUCCCCAUGUAGCCCCCAUCCAGAACCUCACUGUGACCUUAUUCAAAGGGGGUAAAGAGCUUCAGGUGAAGACAUUUGAGAAUGAAAGUGACCCAAAAGCCAGCGAGGGUGUGCUGACCCAUGCCAUAACUAUACAAAAAGAAGACAGCGGAGAGGAUCUCACCUGCCAGGCAACUCUGGAUCUGCGACCAGAAGGGCCACUCUUUGAAAAAACAUCUCCCAGUGAAUUACUAACACCCACCGAUUUCCCCAUGGAUCCACAUCUCAGAGCCCCAAGCUUCAUAGAGAGCAGUACCGAGAUGACUGUGACCUGUGAUGUAUCUGGAGUUUUUCCAGCCAAAGAGGCCAAGUUUGAGCUAUUGUAUGGAGGAAAGAAGCUGCACCACAACACCAGUGUGUCAGGGGACAACGCCAGUGCCUGGGCUGUGGUGUCCUCAUCAAAAGAAACACAGAAUUUGAUUUGUACAGUCUCUCUGGGACCAGUGAACAAAAUGGUGGAGGAAGUCGUGAAUGUGUACAGUCUACCCAAACCCAUCCUGCGCCUUGACCCUUCAGAAGUCACUGCCAAUGCCACAGUGAAGAUCACCUGCACCUCUGAUGGCCCUGAGUCCCCAGAGGUUGUCAUGCAGAUUAGAGAUACCAGGGGAACCUUAGCCUCCAGAGACCCAGACAGUCCUUUCAUAGAAUAUGAAGUGACAGCACUUGAAGAGGAUAAUGGGAAGGAGUUCAGAUGUGAUGUGGAGCUGAUGGUUGGUGGGAAACCUGUUGUGAAAAGCACUUCCAAAAAGCUCACCGUCUUCUAUGCUCCCUGGAUGAAUGGUUUUAGCUGCCCUGACAGUAUAAUUUGGAAGGAAGGCAGUACAGAAAUAUUUAAUUGUACAGCCUAUGGAAACCCCCCUCCAAUUGUUGAAUGCACAAGAGAUAACACUACUUAUGCUAUUGGGAAACAAAAACUUAUCACCAGAGAAGAUCAUGGCAUGUAUCAUUGCAAUGCCACUAAUGCAUAUGGCUUUGUUGCUAAAAUUGUGACCAUAAUUGUUGAAUUUUAUCAACCUAACAUCCUUGCAAUAGUCUUGGGAGUUGUCAUUGUGUUAGCUGUUAUUGCUGUUUUGGCCAGUGUCUAUUUUAUGUACUACACAAAACAGAAGUGUGGGAAAUACAACCUAUGGAAGUCAAAACCUAAGCAAGAAGCAGGAAAUGCCAUGGAGCAAAAGUGCCUGAAUGGCAACGCAAGCAUCUAAAUGAGCACAUGACUACUAGAAACCCAUGAGAUACCCAGCCCGCUGCCCGCAGCCAAGUGAAACUGUACCUGCUCUUCAGGGUCAUCACCCCACAUUUUUCUGGGAAGAGAAAAUAGGAAAAGCAAUCUUCAGAUGCUAAAAAAACUGAUAGGCAGGGCUGCAGUUGGACUUUGUCUUAGGGGUUUGGGGAGAGUGAGGACUUUUGCACUUUCAGACGGAGGUUGGUAGCAUGCACUACAAAGGAGCCCAUGCAGAAUGAGUGACUCCAGGAUUUGGUCCUUUUGCUUAAGGGCACUUCUUCCUCCAAGGCUGUCCUCCAGAUUUACAGCUCCAGAGAUCAGAAAGCUGCAGACAGAUUGAAUAAAGCCUAUUGAACAACAACCCUAAAAGACUAGUCAGGGUGGAAAGUUGGAAACACCACCAUCAGUAUUGCCUGUUCCCAGCAACAAACAAUGCAAUGCUAAUCUUUUGGUCCCUGGAAGCUAAAAAGUCUGCCUUGAUCCUUCUUUGUACCAUCACAUGCUCUGGGAUUCUCAACAAGUGUACAAGCACAUUGCACUGUAAAAAUGUUGUCAUUCCACCACCACAACUACCUGCCAAUGAUGCACUAACAGGCUUUUCGCAGCACAUGUUAGGACUUCAAGAGAGGGCUUCUGUGCCCACAUCAAAAUGGCAGGAAAGCCAGGGAGGUUUUCUCUUUUGUUUCCUGGUACUGUACAUAAAUUGAGGAGACUGUUGCCGAAAAAUCCUGCACGUCAUAACCCUAGGUCAACUUGUAUUUAUGAAUGUGAAGCUGAAUUCCUUUCCUAACCUGAUGAAUAUUUGGCAGUCAAAAUGGACCGCAAAGGACAGGCAUGGAGCAGAACUACAUCACCCACUGCAAUUCAAAGCAACAUUCUCCUUGGGAGGAUGGACAUAACUCUAAAAGAUCACUGGGAGAUGCUAGGUGAAUGUGUGCAUGCUCAGUUUUUGGCAUCUCGGCUGUUAUAAAAGCAUCAGAACAGGCCUUUGUCCACACACAAAGCUAAAAUGGAGUUUGGCUUAAAAUUGCUCUGUAGUUUAAGUGUAAAAAAACAAACUGCCUUGUCUCAAAUAUACAUUUGAUUUGUGAAGUCAAACGCUUUCAUGGCCAGCAUCCAUCAUUUUUUGUGGGUUUUUCAGGCUAUGUGGCCAUGUUCUAGAAGACUUUAUUCCUGACGUUUCGCCUGCAUCUGUGGUUGGCAUCUUCAGAGAAUGCAUUUGAUUUGUCAUCUGUCAUGACUAUAGCCUUGGCUAUAGACUUGGUUAUGACUAAGGACUUGUCCAGAAAGGGGGGAAAGUUCCUGGAAGUAUCAAGACUUUCUAGUUCUUUUUGUUUUGAUUUUACCUGCCUGUUCAUGGUUUUGUAUCCAAAUUGUUUCUUGAAAUAUCUAGGGUUUCUUCCCCACCCCACCCACCCCCCUUGAAUUCUCCCUCACCCCACAGAUCACGUGUCCCAUCUAGACUCAGGCAACAUUUCAGAAAUUGCCUUUCACCUAUUGCCACUGAGUUCUUUUAAAUUAUUAUUCAAGAGUUACAGUCAAAGUGUGAAACUGGUUUAGCAAUAAAAUGCUAUUUAAGCAAUGGCAUCAUUUUCUUUUUGAGAGCCAGUGUGGUGUAGUGAUUUGAGUGUUAGACCGUGACUCCAGAAACCAGGGUUCAGUUUGCAAUUCGGCCAUGGAACUCACUGGGCAAGUCACACUCUCUCA
Sceloporus undulatus (fence lizard) is the source of this 3542-nucleotide messenger RNA. Its product is annotated as intercellular adhesion molecule 5-like. Gene Ontology annotation, biological process: cell-cell adhesion. Gene Ontology annotation, cellular component: membrane. The record is from RefSeq and is a predicted model, not a curated record. The transcript has 7 exons. Lineage: Eukaryota; Metazoa; Chordata; Lepidosauria; Squamata; Phrynosomatidae. Gene Ontology annotation, molecular function: integrin binding. Bases 175 to 1815 code for a protein of 546 amino acids.